CUUCAAAUUUCAAAGCAAUUAAGCUAUCCUCUCACACAGUCACACAUGUUAUGUUCUCAACGAACCAAAAAGCUCAAUGUCCGACUUUCUUCUUCUUCUUUGUUUUUAAAAAAAAUAGUUUAUGAAUAGAUUAUAUUAAAGUUACGUUGUUUACUUUUCUUUUGGCUGCUGUUUUUUCUUUAUUCCGUGUGGAACUGCUUUGAAUUGAAACUUGAAAGCCUCGAAGCCUAUGAAAACCAACACUGAUCAGCACUUGUUUCCUCCUUACAUACAUUUUCUCGAGAAAAUCCCAUCACCAGGUCAGCUCCAGCAUGGAAAUAUUAUAUUAUAUUCUUUCCUAGUAACUAUUAUGGUGGAUAUCUCAAAGCUCACUGAUAUUUGUUUCAUGAAGUAUCCUAACGGGGCAACAUAUCUUACUCUGGUUCCUGUUUCUUUGAACAACAAAACCGAUCCUAUAAAGUGGGUUGAUCCUAUGGUUGCACCUGUUCAGAGUCCAAACAAUGAUUCUCAAGUUGUUCCUUCAGACAUUGUAGUAUCUAGCCUCUUUUCCAUGAACAAUUUCACCAAACAAGAGCAACAAACUAUGCAGACAUGGAACAAGUUAAAACACUUGCUUGAUCAUACUAAGGGAUUGCCUAAUGCUGUGGAAGCUGUUAAAGAAGCUAAAGGUGCAUGGAAUAGUCUUGUUUGCUUAUUAGAAGAACAAAGGGAAGGUUAUAGGAAUGAGAGUUUGAGAUUGAAGGAGAAACAAUGUCCUUAUUUUCUUAACAAUAUGAAUUCCACAGAACUUGGUAGUGGUAGUUACAAGCUGAGGUUUCCUUGUGGCCUCACACAAGGUUCUUCCAUAUCUGUUAUUGGCGUUCCCAAAGGGCUACUAGGCGAUUUUCGGAUCGACUUGACUGGAGAACCCCUUGCCGGAGAACCUGAUCCUCCAAUUGUUUUGCAUUACAAUGUUAGGCUCCAUGGCGAUAAGAUCACCCAAGAUCCUGUGAUUGUUCAGAAUACUUGGACAAAAGAUCAAGAUUGGGGUGCAGAGGAACGUUGCCCUUCUCCUACUCCUGAAAAUGCUAAGAAAGUUGAUGAGUUGGAGCAGUGCAAUAAGAUUGUGGGAAAGAACAUGGAGGGCAAUGGCAUGCAGUCCCACACUUCCAGGAAACUUUCAGCACCAAAAGAGGAACAACUGAAAAACAGAAAAUAUUUUCCUUUUAAGCAAGGCGAUCCAUUUGUUGCAACUAUUAGAGUUGGAUCAGAGGGAAUCCAAAUGACUGUUGAUGGAAAACACAUAACUUCAUUCGCUUUUCGCCAAACUUUGGAGCCAUGGCUUGUGAGUGAGAUGAGAAUUUCAGGAGAUGUUGAGUUAAUUUCUGUCCUUGCCAGUGGUCUUCCUACAUCAGAGGAUUCAGAGCAUAUUGCUGAUAUAGAAUCACUGAAAUCUACUCCUAUAUCUUCCAAUACCCCAUUGGAUCUCUUCAUUGGUGUUUUCUCUACAGCUAACAAUUUUGAGCGUAGGAUGGCUGUUAGAAGAACAUGGAUGCAGUACAAUGCAAUUCGAUCCAAUCAAACCGCGGCCGUGCGCUUCUUCGUUGGUUUGCAUAAGAACCAAAUUGUAAAUGAAGAACUGUGGAAAGAAUCACAAACCUAUGGUGACAUUCAGCUAAUGCCAUUUGUUGACUACUAUAGCAUCAUCUCAUGGAAAACUUUAGCAAUCUGCAUUUUUGGGACAGAGAUUGUUUCAGCAAGGUUUGUGAUGAAGACAGACGAUGAUUCAUUUGUUCGUGUGGAUCAAGUUCUGGACAAUUUGUAUCGGAUCAAUGUGGAUCAUGGCUUGCUGUAUGGACUCAUCAAUUCAGAUUCUCGACCUCAUCGAAGUGCUGAUAGUAAAUGGUACAUCAGCCGGGAGGAAUGGAGUGAAGAAACAUAUCCUCCAUGGGCACACGGUCCGGGGUAUGUGGUCUCACAUGACAUAGCAAGCAUGGUGUACAAGAAAUACACGCAAGGCCAAUUAAAGAUGUUCAAACUAGAAGACGUGGCAAUGGGAAUAUGGAUAUCAGAGAUGAAGAAGGGAGGGCUAGAAGUUCGGUACGAGAAAGAAAGCAGAGUCUAUAAUGUGGGUUGCAAGGAUGGCUAUGUGGUUGCACAUUACCAAGAUCCUAGGCAGAUGCUUUGUUUGUGGCAGAAACUUGAGCUUCGUCAAGGUCCAAAAUGCUGUGCUAAUCGUAGAAGAAGAUGACUAAUGGGAUUUAUGAGGGAGAUUUAUUAUUAUUAUUAUUAUUAUUAUUAUUAUUAUUAUUAUUAUUUCUCAUGUUAUUUCCAACUCGGUAGAUCAUCACUAAUCCAUCGUAGAAUAGAUUGU
Messenger RNA from Arachis duranensis, 2353 nucleotides. Its product is annotated as beta-1,3-galactosyltransferase GALT1. Gene Ontology annotation, molecular function: carbohydrate binding; UDP-galactose:N-glycan beta-1,3-galactosyltransferase activity. The transcript is spliced from 9 exons. NCBI's taxonomy places the organism in Eukaryota, Viridiplantae, Streptophyta, Magnoliopsida, Fabales, Fabaceae. The record is from RefSeq and is a predicted model, not a curated record. Bases 230 to 2230 code for a protein of 666 amino acids. Gene Ontology annotation, cellular component: Golgi membrane.